AACGCGCGCUCGCCGCUUGGGUCAGAAUGCCUCAUGUUUCCUGAUCCUAAAUGACAUUCAGGUCUUCUCUGUUCCUCGAUGAGCGUCCCGCUCCUUCAGCAUUUCCUGGAAAUCCUGCGAAGGAUUUUCCCACAUCGUUUACUUCGCAUCACUCGUCGGUAUCUUUGGUUCAUCUGGUGUCUUUUAACGCGUCGAGAUGCUUCAAAAGAAUUGAAGCGGGCGGAAUCGAAGGGGAACGGAAUUGUAGAGCAGACUGGUUGUGGAUGUGGUUCAAGCUCAGAGGAACUUUCGGUUCGCAUUGGGAAGCAGGACGUGUUCUUCAAAAGCGAAGAUCUUUUCAGCCGCAACUGUCAAUGGGUACCGCCCAACAAUUCUGCUAUAGUCUGUGCGAGCGAAAUCCCAUCGAGUCUUCACCCUUACUCUUUCGAUAAUCCCAGAGCGACAAUCUCAUCUCAAGAAUUGCAAAGAACGAAUUUACAGGAGGACUUCGGCAAAAAGAACUUGUCAUAUCCUCGUAUUUCACACCCUACGACAUCCGGCCAACUACAUGGCUCUGUAACCAAGUUGACUGCUAGUCCGGCUGCCUCAAUUUCGCGCGUCUCAAUGAACGGCCCUUGUGGAGAAACUGCGUCGCGUGUUUCCAUCAACAUACAACAGCCUGACGAAGAAGCUUUACGAGUGGCAGACAGCCCUUUACCCUCGACCUCGCGCGCUGAUCAGCCUAUCAAUGUUCCGCAGCUCGACACAGACCCUGACCGGGUGUCAGUGCUAGCUCCGGAACUGACUACAGAGCCAGGUCCUAUGGAGGGGGAAGAGGGAAUUGUCGGAGGUUACAACCUCGCGCCUAUAACUACGUCUCCGGUUGAGGAGUCAGGACAUACAACUCUAGAGGCUGAAGUGGCCGGUUUCCGAAACAAGACUCUUAGCGAAAUGUGCGACGAUUUUCAUCCUAUGGCCCCAGAGAUCUAUUACAGAUAUUACAAGGAGGAUUAUAUUGAACCUUUGGUAACGACAUACGAACUUGCACCCAUGACAAUGAGAUUCCAGACGCGACGUUUACCGCACGGAUGGAAAGAAUUCCUUCACCACGAAGGUGCCCGGUACUUUCUCUACGAAUCCAAGAGAAUUUACACCGACGCAGACAUCUACAAUCCCUCGGUACAACAACACGCCAGAAGAUUGAUCAAUGAAUUCGACGAGUACACACGUCUACGAAAUAUCGUUUUAACGCCGAACAUGAAUGUCGUGUUCGACAUGUUCUACGAUUCUGAAGAUGACACCUGUCCAUGCCGGUACUAUAUAGUUGACCAUACUACGAGGUCUGUGUUCUGGCUAGACAAAUUUGAUGCAGAUCAGUUACAAGUAUGGGAAGAAGUCAAGGGGGUGACGGAGUUGACUCACAUACGUCAUGCCAUUGAAUCGCAGUAUUGGUACCAUUGUCAUCUGUUCCCUGAUUCAUUUUGUAUGGGUGAAGCGGAAGUGGACGAGUUGAAGGAUAUUAUAACCUAUUGGAUUUGCGACGUUUUGACAUCGCAAGGUAGCACGCUUCCUUAUACGUUAGAGGAGCUGCAGCCUAUGUUAUCUCUCACCAAUAAUCUCCGAAAGAACCUUAGGUCAAAGCGAGGAGUUUCUGCCUAUGCUAGACUAAUGCAUCUCUUCGCUCGUCAACGCUUCUUGGAUUUUCACGGACAACCGGCAGUCCGUCUCGAUCGAAACAAAUCCAUCCAUCAACCAGCCAAUUACGUGCAACCUCAUUCAUGGCUGUUAGGCUGUCUAUCUCCACUCAUGUUCUCCGCGCCCGAUACACAUUGUCGAGAGAUAAAUAAGAUAUGGGUUGAUCGAUGCGUACACAAAGCCGCGUGGAACAAGUUCAUCACCAACAUGAAUACCGAGUGGCAGGAGCUGAUUUUGUUUGGUACUGUGCUUCUCAACGCAAACGUAGCAUUUUUGGCCAUCCAGUCUGUGGAUGAAGCAACUGCAGUACCAAGUAGAUCCCCCGGUCAGAUUCUCAGUUUUCUUUCUGUAGUAGCGAGUAUUGGGAGCGUCAUUGUUGGUUUGAUGCUUGCGAGAAAGAACAAGGUUAAACAAAAAGAGGCCGCUACUGAAGCUGCUAUCUUCUUGAAUUCAUUCGAAGCGGAACGAUUAGGAUUGGAAACACUUGCAAUACUGUAUUCGGUCCCUUACGCGUUGCUGAUGUGGGGUGUAAUAUUCUUUCUUGCCGCGUUCUCCUACUAUUGCUUCAACGGUUCUAUACUAUACGUUCGGUUGAUCGUGGCUGGUGCCUGGAUUAUCGUUUCGUUCCUCUCAUUAUGGUGUAUCUUCACACUCGCAUCAUGGGAUAGCCGUUUCAACGCCCAGAAGACCGCGUGGGACGAGGUCAUAACCGCCAUCAAAGAUACCUUCUACAAAACCAUGAAGAUGACGAAACAAAAACUGAUCGACUGGGGGCUCAGACAGCCUGAGCAAGAGACACCGGUGUUGAGGUUGAGGUCACCUGCGAGGAGGUUGAGUGAGAUGUGGAGGAAGGCUUCGAGGAAGGCGACUAUAUUCAGUGCGCUUAGUGCAUUUGGGAGUGGGAGCGGGAGUAGACGGAUGACGGAGGAAACUGAGGCUCGGAAUGAGGCACGGGCUACGUCGGUGUGAUGGAAGGGAGGCAGGGAACCCGGAAGCGGUCAGGGUUCAUGUAGCAGGAUUCGGAGGAAGAAGAGACCCAUACGGAUUUCAAGCCGUUUGCAGCCCUUAGGUCUCUUCAUUUCGAUCAGGUGCGGUGGGUUCACCGGAGCACCCAUGCAGAAGCACGCACGUCAUCGGUUUGCUUCGAGCCUCAAGACCGUCUGAAGUUCCCUGCAGAUAUACCAACCUUUUCCCGCAACGUCGUAGCGUAUUCAACGUAGCGUGGCCGUUACUAUGGCAAUCCGAGUCUUCGUUGCUCUUCAAUACCGCCGGACCUUCCCAGUCUUUCAUUUCGUCACUCCUCUCCUAUACCGCCUGCUACCGUUACCUAGACGGUAUACCUCGAAGAAUUGUAAACAGCAAUUACACAACCUUCCUUCUUUUCGAGGCAUGCAGCAGACGUUGGCCGUCAAUUGUUUACGUGGGACUCCGACUUGGGAGUGUAUUGACGCAUCUGAGAGUUUACAAAGUACGCUUUCUAUGUAUAACGAAUAGCCAGGCCUCAAUGAGCCUCCCGUUUAUUCUGCAAUUUCCUGCAAUUCUAACGAAGGGUUUUUGUGCACAACAUUCACUUUGCGUUCCUGGUCGAUCACUGAGCCUUGUGGUGCUUUUUU
This is a messenger RNA of Marasmius oreades (fairy-ring Marasmius), 3287 nucleotides long. RefSeq lists its product as uncharacterized. The transcript is spliced from 13 exons. NCBI's taxonomy places the organism in Eukaryota, Fungi, Basidiomycota, Agaricomycetes, Agaricales, Marasmiaceae. The record is from RefSeq and is a predicted model, not a curated record. Bases 79 to 2643 code for a protein of 854 amino acids.